Manihot esculenta (cassava) is the source of this 2705-nucleotide messenger RNA. Its product is annotated as zinc finger CCCH domain-containing protein 18. The transcript has 8 exons. Lineage: Eukaryota; Viridiplantae; Streptophyta; Magnoliopsida; Malpighiales; Euphorbiaceae. Gene Ontology annotation, molecular function: RNA binding; metal ion binding. Bases 385 to 2115 code for a protein of 576 amino acids. The record is from RefSeq and is a predicted model, not a curated record.
CUAAUAAAGGAGAAGAAAAAGGCAGCAAAGAAAAAGUCACAGUGCUAUAGUGAGUUAGCAACUAUUUUUAAUGAUUCAUUUCUCCUUAUAAUCAUAUAAGUGAAUUCCUUUAUAUGCCAUAAUUAACUGUGAUUUGCAAAUCAAACUGAAGCAGUUAUGUGGUUGUGAAAGUGUUUUGAAGUAUAAAACAUCAUUUCUGCAAAUUUCCUUCUUAAUUUAAGAGCAAGGGCUUGAGAAAGAGAGAGAUAAAGCAAGUAUGGAGAGAUAGAGAAAGAGGAGGAGACGAGGGUAUACAGACAUGGUUUUUAAAGAUCUUUCAUGGUUCUUCUGAGACAGCUUUUGCUUCAAAACUGAGAUUAUUGAAAGCUUUUUUUGUCAUGCAAGAUGGAUUUUUCAGAGCAUACGAGGAUUGUGUUCAACAGAAUCAAGAAACUGGAACCAGAGAAUGUUACUAAGAUUAUUGGUUAUCUUCUUUUACAAGAUGGUGGUGAUCAAGAAAUGAUUAAUCUGGCUAUGAGUCCUGAUGUGAUUAUUCAAGAAGUGAUUUAUAAGGCUAAAGCUGAACUAAAUCAAUUAGCCCUUAAAUCAGCAACUUCUCCAAUCUCACCCCCCAUGAAUUCACCACCUGUUUCGGAUCUUUCCUCACAGUUCAAUCCUUUCUUCACUGUUUUGUCUCGGUCUUUUUUGUCUUCACCACCGGCCUUCCGAGUCCCUUCUUCCUACUGGGAAUCUCAAGUUGGAGCUCAGCAUAAUUCAGAUUUUGCAUCUAUGGGUUACCUGGAUUCUGUUUCUGAGCUCCAAAACCAAACUCAGUUCUUGAGUUUGGAGGAUCAAAUGGAGCCUGUUAACUUGGGAAAUAUGGGGUUCCCAAGUGAUUAUUUUAACUCGGAUACUGCACUGGGUCAUUUAGCUGCAAGGACAGGUCGCCGGUAUUCAAGCUUAAAUGAGAUUCCUGUUAAGACUUGUCACUAUUUUAACAAGGGUUUUUGUAAGCAUGGAAGUAACUGUAGGUACUAUCAUGGACAAGUCUCCGAUAACUUCCCUCGAACAUUUGAUGCUAUCAAUGAUGAUCAACUUUUCUCACCAGGAUCACUUAAGAAGUUGGAGUUGGAAAUCAUAGAGCUUUUGAAAUCAAGAAAAGGUGGUCCUGUUUCAAUUGCUUCUUUGCCAAUGAUAUAUUACGAGAAAUAUGGAAAAGUUCUUCAAGCGGAAGGGUAUCUCACAGAGAGCCAGAGACAUGGGAAAGCUGGUUAUAGUUUGACGAAACUUCUUGCUAGAUUGAAAAACAGUAUUCGACUGAUCGACAGGUGCAUAUUACCUCAUGGUCAGCAUGCAGUAAUUUUAGCUGAAGAUGUUCCAAAAUACAUGGAAACUUGGGGUGACAGAAAUGAUCCUGGUCCGAUUGUUAGUGGAUCACGGCAGAUAUAUCUAACUUUCCCAGCUGAGAGUACUUUUACAGAAGAUGAUGUCUCCAACUACUUCAACACUUUUGGAUCAGUUGAGGAUGUAAGGAUUCCCUGCCAACAGAAAAGGAUGUUUGGCUUCGUGACAUUUGAAAGUGCAGAGACGGUGAAGAUGAUUUUGGCAAAAGGAAAUCCUCAUUUUGUUUGUGGUGCUCGAGUUCUUGUGAAACCUUACAGGGAAAAAUCUAAGCUUAUUGAUAGGAAGUAUCAGGAGAGAAUUGAGCCUUCAAUGUGUUUCUCUUCUCAAUAUGUAGAUAUGGAUGCUGAGCUUCAUCCAAUGCCAAGAGGAUAUGAGACCUCAAGGUUGCUGAGGAAGCAGCUUAUGGAAGAGCAGGAGCAGGCUCUUGAAUUUCAGAGGAGGCAACUUGCAGAGUUGCGAAUAGCUCGAAAGCCGAUAUCCAAUCGGUCCUACUUUGGCUACUCGAUGGACGGGCUUAAAGUCUCAGAAGAUAAUAUCAAUUUGCCAACGACCGAAGAUUUUAAUUAUCUGCUGGACUUUCUGAACAUCGGCUCAGUAAGUGAUGACAAAUUCAGGCGUACGGAAACCAACUACAUGGACUCAGACAGCCUUUCACAGCUCUUCGUCUUAGAUCCCACCUCUUUUCGACUUGGUAUAGUUUAUCUUUACCUCUGCUGUGCAGUCAAGGACUGAACUUACCAGAAAGCCCAUUUGCAUCUCCAAUAGCUAGCAGCAUUUCUACAGUCAUAUAGGUUCAGCACACAGAAGAAUUUAUAGAGUUACAAAGAACAAAUGCAACAGCAGCAACAUCUUUGGUUUUGAUACAUAAACAGGCACCUUUUUCGCAUUUUUCUUCUGUUUUCCGUCGAGGUUUACAGCUAGUACAAAAACGGCUAACGAAAGAAACAAGAAGCAUCUCCUCCUAAAGGAAGUAGCAAAGCAGAAUAUGAUGAUACACAAAUAAAUGUAAGAAGGCUACAGUUUUUCUAAUGUUAGAGAAACAAUGCAUGAAUAUUAAGUAGCUAAUAUGUAAUUAAGUCUUUAGUGGGCCAAAGGGAUUAGAAAAAAAUGUGCAGUGUUCAGAGCAGUUAAUGUUUAAAACCUCUGCAACACUCACUCAUAGAUGAAAUAACUUCAACAGAAGGGUUAGCAGUUGGCUUAUACCAGUUUAGCAAAAGUUGUUCAUAGUCCUCCCAUUUUCUGUUUACUCAGCAUUUGCCAUUGUUUUGGCUUGGGCACAAAGAAUGGUUUUUAUUUAUAAUAUUCUCUCUCUCCUCUCUUAA